Molecule: messenger RNA, 1224 nt
Organism: Psylliodes chrysocephalus
Lineage: Eukaryota; Metazoa; Arthropoda; Insecta; Coleoptera; Chrysomelidae
Source: the annotation of a GenBank genome assembly
AUGGCACCAUUAACAAGAAUCAUACAGAACCAUGCAGAAGAAGUAGAUUGCAAUCACUUGAUUCCACCACUAUAUUUCCUAGAUGACCAGUGGGUAGGACUAGCACCAAAUCCAACGGUUUCUACCCCACCCAAGCAGUUAGCCAUAGAAGCAGAACCUAAAUUGGUGUUUUCUCCAAUCCAACCAGUAGGCGCCCAGGGCCUAUACAUCCAACAAAAAAUAACGGAAGCUCAACGAACUCUAACAUUUAGAACCGAGCAAAAAGCUGUACAAAAUAUAUUCAAACGACGAGCAGCAGGAAUGGAAGCAAAUAGUCAAGGGUACUCCCUAUCAAACAUGUUCGAAGCUGUAGAAAUUAGGAGAUUAGCACAAUCAACCAUCAAAGAAUUAUGGGGAUGGUUUUCUGAAAUUGGAACAUUUAUGAGUGGCCUCAUAGGGUUCUAUUGUGUAUUCAAAAUAAUACAAUAUACUUUAGGGGUAAUACUAAAUGGCUUGCGCAUCUAUCAAACUCUAGGAUGUGGCAUAGUCAUACUAACGAGUGUAUGGAAUACCCUAACGUCUUGGGUCAUACACACAAAACAGAGAGAAAAGACUCUCAACCCAGAAGAAGUGAAGCUGGAAACAAUAACAACCUCCCAACCGGGACCAUCAAGGGCCUUAACAGAAGAACAAAUCGCGACGCGAGAUCAUAAAACAAAAGAAAGCAUAGCGCUAGCUUGUCUGGUAGAAAUGUGUUUACGAAGAAGAAACACUCCCCUUCAAUGGGUGCUAACUCAGUUGAGGGCUGCAAUGAAUAUUAUGCUACAAACUUAUGCUGAAAAGGAUGGUGCUUCUACGCAGCAAAAUAUCGGAAGCAAAGGCUCACCUAACCUACGCAAUCAACUUGGAACAUCUGAGGAAAAAACAUUAACCACUACAUGUAUCGAACUUUCUAGGCGUGAUCGAAAAUUGUUGAGUAGAAGACGCAUGUUAGAUGCUAUUAGAAGAAGAUUAGGUGUCAAUAUCAGUUGGAACAGAAUUAAACUGUUGCGAAAAGGUAACCGACCCCAGAAAGGGACAGUUAGGAAUCCAAAAAUUACACCAACCAUUAAGAUAAGUAAAUCAUGGUUUACUCCUGAAAAAAGGAGAGAUGGGAAGAAGAUUAGAAGGCCAUCUGUAAAGAUGACGUAUGAGAGAUUCUCUCCUCACCCUGAAAAUAGUGACCUCUGUUUAGCACCUCGUUAG